Molecule: messenger RNA, 2074 nt
Organism: Venturia canescens
Lineage: Eukaryota; Metazoa; Arthropoda; Insecta; Hymenoptera; Ichneumonidae
Exons: 5
Coding region: 640-1956 (438 amino acids)
Source: RefSeq, a predicted model, not a curated record
UAGUUUACGAGGGAUUCCGAGUGUCCUCGAAAACGAGCUUGCGUUGGAAUCGACAUUCAUAAACAAAUGCUGUGUUCGUUCGCAUAUUGCACAUAUUUUCGGUCUCUCUCUCUCUCUCUCUCUCACUCUGUCCUGGGAUAAAAUAAGCAUAAACUUAGAACGUCUUUGUGAGAUCUGGAGGGUAGCAAAAGUGUGGGAAACGGGACAGAAAUUGUCUGACAAAUUUAUCAGUCGCUCGCCACACGCGCGUUUGAACGCGGUAUUUCGAAAAAAACUUUCAAAUACAAAAAGCUUUUUGUUUCUUUACCUGCUGGAUUACUCAAUCUUUCAUACUUUCUGGUACUUGGAAGAUGCGAUUGGUUGAUUAAUUACGUUGCGUCGUCGAGUCAUGAUUCAUUUUAAAUGCGAUUGUAUGUACCCGUGAAUUCGAGAAAUUUUUUGUUUUCGGAAAUAUAUAUAUAUAUAUAUAUUUCCUGAAAAUGAUGCAUCUUAUUCGUAUCGAAUUUCCAUUACUGUGACAAAGUUGAUAUUAACAAAACAACGCAUUUAAUUAUCAUCCCGUGGAAUCGAGAGUCUCUGAUCCGUUAAUUUUCCAAUAAAAAAAAGUGCUUUUUCUUUUGGAGAAAAUAUAGCAACGCGAUGCAGCGAGUGUUGAGUUUUCAAAUGGCUCGGGGUUUCAGCGAAUCGAGCGAAUUCGUAACAAAACGUAUGUGCUGCUCAUUUUUAUUUUCCGUUGGUUUUUUAUGUCUCCUGUGUGGUUUUUUAACCGGCCGUUUCGCUGCUGGACGCGCUGUCGAUUCAAGAGCCGAGAAAACGAGACUUCAGCUUGCCGGAAAUGGACUUGAGAACAGCGAAUACCUUCGAGAAUUUCUCGUUGAAAAAAUCCAUGAAAGCUCGUUCACCAGAAACUAUUCCAUCGCUCCUUCGGAUGAGCAAGACUUUCAAAGGAUCAGAGAUGACCUUUGGGAUCUCCAAUAUUUCAAUCGUAUCGACGAGACCGACGAAUCCUGCAUCGAGGCGAUCCUUCGCGGUUCACAUGAAUCUGAUAGACACGUGGUGUUAUCGGGUUCCGGUGAAGCAGGAGUCUCAAUCAUCGUACAAUUGUCAAAAGCCCUAAAGUCCUUAAAAGAGGAUUAUGACUGGAAUCCCCGUCGAACGAUCAAGUUAAUUAUAUCGCUCGGAUCUAACGAUACUUGUCGUCAUACCUUAUUAGCCAAUGAAUACGAGCGUGUCAAAGUAGUUUCUUACAUAGAGCUCGAUGCAGUGUCAAUAUCAGAAAGCGGAUACUUUGUUACAACCGGUUCGGACAUUGUUCGGUCUAUUAUAAUGCAAGCGGCAAAGGAAUUCAGGAAUCCAAACGGCAAAGAUCCAACCUCAACGGAAGCAUGUCGAGAAAUCAUUUGUUCAGGAUUUCGUCCACGUUUGAGACUCGAUGUACCGAAUGCAGUUAUAAACUUCGUGAGCUCUGAAAACUUACCGAACGACGAUAACAGUACAAAUUCAAUGAAAAAUGACAAUCGUCGAGCUAUAUGUGCAAUAAUCGGCACGAGUGUCUGGCGAUUAUCGGAAAUGAUACUUUUCAAGUGGGAUCCCAUUGAAGAUAACAAGCUUCUUAUUGCGGUUCUCCAAUCCUUUAAUUCCUCCGAGAAUUUGGGCGAUACCAUAGCGAACGCGGUCGAUGAAAUUGAGAAAAACACCCGCAAUAUCGCGGUAUUGAAUAGAAAAAUCGAUGAAAUGGAUACCACGUUAUCGUUGAAAGUUCGUAUGACCAAUGAUUUGUCUAUACAAGUCCGACGUUUGUUGAUUUGUAACGACGAAAAUUCAUGGUCGAGAAGUGAUUUGCUAAUGCUCGAAAAAUUGAUGAAUGAAUCAACGAGUAUGAUCAACAAGUAUCUUCGUGCAUUGACCUCGUGUUACAGAACUGCGAACCAACUUUUGCAACAAGACUUUUCGUGACGUUCCAAUAAUGGAUUAUACAAAAAAUCCUUUAUUAUAUUCCAUCGGUUGAAGUUCAUUGUUAAACAAAAUGAAAAUAAAAACCCCUGUUCGAUUCGAGCGCUUCUAUAUAUCGAAA